Tarenaya hassleriana is the source of this 1166-nucleotide messenger RNA. RefSeq lists its product as uncharacterized. NCBI's taxonomy places the organism in Eukaryota, Viridiplantae, Streptophyta, Magnoliopsida, Brassicales, Cleomaceae. Bases 163 to 1011 code for a protein of 282 amino acids. The transcript is spliced from 4 exons. The record is from RefSeq and is a predicted model, not a curated record.
GAGAAAAAAAAUCAUACGCAACCAUAGCGAAAGAAAAAAAAAAAUCUUUUUUUCCCCUAUCCCUCACUGAAUUCCCUCCUCUUGUUAUCUGGGUUUAUACCCAAUCCGUGCAAAAGUCACGAGAUUCGAAGGAAUCUUCCAUUGUGUGCGUGUGUUCGUACCAUGAGGAUCCGGAAACGACAAGUCCCUCUUCCUUUGUCGUCUCUGUUACCGGUCCCUCUCUCAGAUCUCUACUUCAACCGCUCACCGGCCACCACCGACGGCGACGAGGGUGAUGGCGGUAUAGGCGUUCCUCCUCCUCAUCCGCCGUCAGAUGUUUCUGAUGAGCUGAUCCGACGGUGGGGCGUUGAUUUUUCUGAUCAUGGAGCCCAUGAUGACGAUGAGAAGGAUCUGAAUGAGGAGGAGAAGGCGGCUUUGGACAAUACAAUGUUUGGAGAAGGAGAAGAGAGUGAAGAAGAAGUGGGGAGCGAGAACGUUGGUCCGGAUCCAGAAACAGCUUCCGGGAACCCCUCGCUCGAAUCAGGCUCUCCACCGCAGCAAGAGGGGCAAAAGGUUGUUCCUUUGAAGAGGAGAAGAGGCACGAGCUCUGAGGAGAACAACAGCAAAACCAAAGCCUGCAGGGCAAGCGUUAGCGAGGAGACGAAGAUGAAGAAACACGUGGGAGAUAUCAAGAAAGCAGAAGCCGAGCAUGCAGGUAUGGCGCCAUCAAGGGGACGGAAGAAAGGUAGAGGCGCUUCUUCAUUGGCUGAAGGAUCGAGGUGUAGCCGCGUGAACGGGAGAGGAUGGAGGUGCUGUCAGCAGACGAGACAAGGCUAUUCUCUGUGUCAGCAUCAUUUAGGGAAAGGGAGACUUAGAAGCAGAAAAGGGCAUGCAAAGAAGAAAGAGAUCACGAAGAAGAGGGCGAAGCUUGGGAUGGUGGUGAAGGCUCGCUCCAUAAGCAGUCUGCUUGUUCAAACUUCUGGUGCGGAGAUAACUUCGACAACAGAUCACUAUGGUGGUGGUGAUAAGUGAGUUUGCAGAUCAAGAUAUGAUCAUAUAUGACAAUGUGAGGAUAUACAACAAAAAAACAGAGUAUUAUUAUGGCAACUAAUUCAGUGAAUGUAUAAAAAAAACUAAAUAAUUAGAACAAGUCUGAAAUAUCAGACAAAACAUGUAUGCAUGAUCAA